Molecule: messenger RNA, 1635 nt
Organism: Penicillium taxi
Lineage: Eukaryota; Fungi; Ascomycota; Eurotiomycetes; Eurotiales; Aspergillaceae
Gene: PIG-S
Product: GPI-anchored transamidase GPI17
Exons: 3
Coding region: 1-1635 (544 amino acids)
Biological process (GO): attachment of GPI anchor to protein
Cellular component (GO): GPI-anchor transamidase complex
Source: RefSeq, a predicted model, not a curated record
AUGACCGACACAAAGGGAGAAGGAUCUGUGGCUUUGACCGCAUCACCCCCAACAUCUAGCGCCCAGCGCGUCCCACCCCCGAGACACCAGAGGCCAUUCAAACACGAUUCAGGGGCACAUCUGCCAAUCCAGGAUAUGGUGGACUGGGCUGAUGGCAAGGCUUGUCGUCCUGUCUUCCCUCUCGAGAUCCAUGUCGCUACACCAGCAAUGCAAUUGUCUGAAUCUCAGCAUCUUCUCCGCACAACACAGCAUUCCCUCGACGAUCUCAACGAGUUCGCCGCUCACCACCUCCGGCUUAAAUUAGCGAACUACACCGGUUCUUCGACCGUACAAAAUGGCGAAUAUAUCUCAGACAGUGUCCACAAUGGAGCUUUCGAGGGAGGGGAUAUCGCAUUAACUGUUCGCGUUCUCCCCGAGGAGGGCCUGUCUGCCCCCAGAUCUGAAUUGCAUUCGGAUACUACUCAGCUUGAUAUAUUCUACCCCCCAAGCCAGGUCCCUGCGCCGUCUUCUUCCAGCCCACCCCUCUCCGCGUACAUUGCAGAAGAACUUCAGCGACUUUACGGGGAGGAAAAAGCCACUAUUGCUUACAUCCUCUCGGGAGAAACUACCGGACUUGAUUCGGUCCCCCCUCAACUAGCAGAGAGUAUCGGCCGACGGUUGCGCCGCUCGAUGAAGUACGCGGAUACCUAUCAUUUAUCAUUUUCUUUAUUCACGCCAGGCCCUCAGCCCUCAUCCUGGGAUAUUGAAGCUGCUGUUCAGGAGUACCUAAGUCCUCUCCUCCAUGCAUUUGCUCCUAUUAGCAACUUUACCGUCGAUACCCAAGUCCAGCUGUAUGCGACAUUUUCCCCCAUGGCACCACCACCUGUCUACGAUGAGACUGAAGCGGCAUGGACUCUGAAGAAAGAGGAUCUAAGUGCAUUCAUCAACGCUGCCGAGUGGCCACUGAAUCCUAGUAUUGGCAGCGGACCUACUCUCAACUUCAUUCUCUAUGUCCCGGAUCCGUCGCAGGCGCCGCUGGUUGUUAAAGAGAAUCGGGCCUCUAGCUGGAUUGUUCCGCAAUGGGGUGGCGUGUUUCUUCUCAAUCCAUCACUUGCCCAAACCGAAGGAGACACUAUCAAAACCAACCCUGACCAUCUUUCUCAUGAAUCAUUGAGGCCUGCAUUCAUGACAUUCUCCCACCAACUAUUAACCCUACUUGGCACCCCUACAACUCCAUCCUCUCUGCCUCUUCGCCUGCAAACACUGAUCCGUGUUCGGGCUGCCGCUCUUCUCCUUUCUGCCUCAUCUACCAUGGGCUCUCUUGCCCGUCUCACAGAAUCUCUCCCAUCCAUCCCCAUCCCUGCUACCGUAGCAACCUCAGUCUCUACGACUCUCUCACAUCUUUCUGCUACUUGCUCCCACCUUCGUGAGGGCCAAUUCGAAGCUGGACUAGCCACGGCUCGAAUCGCAGAAAAAGAGGCUGAGCGCAGCUUCUUCGAGAAGAGUAUGGUCGGCCAGGCGUACUUCCCAGAUGAGCACAAGGUUGCUGUGUAUCUACCACUGCUAGGACCCAUUGGCGUUCCCUUAGCCGUGGGUUUAUUGAAAGAACUGAAACGAAUUGUUGCAUCGUGGAAAGCCCAAAGGCGCUCCACAUAG